Messenger RNA from Aureobasidium subglaciale EXF-2481, 1338 nucleotides. RefSeq lists its product as uncharacterized. The transcript has a single exon. The record is from RefSeq and is a predicted model, not a curated record. Bases 1 to 1338 code for a protein of 445 amino acids. NCBI's taxonomy places the organism in Eukaryota, Fungi, Ascomycota, Dothideomycetes, Dothideales, Saccotheciaceae. Gene Ontology annotation, molecular function: protein binding.
AUGACGACUCAGGUCAUGUCGUCAAGCGACACGAAUCAAAAGACACAAGCGCAGGCGCAGCAAACACCACCACCACUCCAACAGGCGGGCCUGCUACAACCCGACAUGACACAACCGACGACGACUACCACAAACACAGGCCCUGCCACUUCCACCACCAACAAUAACAACAACUCCUCCCAAAGCGCCAACCGCCAAAGCAUCCGUCGCAGUCUCAUGUCGACGCGCAGUCACACAUCACAGCGCUCGAGACCCGCAUCAUCGCUGUUCCCCGUCUUCCCCUCGUCGCUGUCGUAUGCUCUGGUCCGCGACUUUGCCUAUCCUCAAUUCCAUCCCCUUCACUUUGGCCCCUCACCUGAGCCUGCUAGCCGAGGCUCCGACGACACUUCCGCUUUCUCCUCCAGCAGACGCCUCAGUGAUCCUCCCAUCGGAAGUUGGGACCCGCGUGGCUGGGGUGCUGGUCCUUGGGGCGGCGAUGGCGGUGCUCAAUUUGGCGCAGGCGACCAAUUGCCCUCAACGAGUUUCGACGACGACGCCAGUGAUGAUGAUGUCAAAGGUGCCGGCAAACUGGCAAAGAACCACAGGAAGAGCAAGUCGGCGCAGGAGUCAAGGGGCAGAAGUACCACAAAACGCGGGCCGCGCAAUCAAGUGCCAGGGCUUGACAGUCAAGGCUUCUUCGCCCCAGGCACUGAUGACGAAGAAGAAGAAGAAGAGGAAGAGGAAGAGACGGAAGACGAAAGCAGUAUUCACAACAAGAGCACUGGAGGAGGCACGUUGCCGGCGCACCGUUACACAGAUUCGCCAGAAGGCCUCUUCAGCCGCCAUCACGCCCGCCUGUCAGCACUCGAACCGCCCUUCUCAGAUAGCAGCGAUCCCGCUGAUGCGCCUGGCGGUCCCCUACACCAUCUUCACGAUGGCCACGCACACCGCCCCACAUCCACCUCUUUGGACGAAUCCUUCGCCGGUCCCUCCCUAGCCCUCUACAACUUCGUCCCCGAGAAUAGCAACGAGCUCGCCCUCCGUGAAGGUCAGAUCAUCCAAGUAGGCUACAGACACGGACAAGGCUGGUUAGUAGCCAUGGAUCUCGAAUCAGGAGAACAAGGCCUCGUGCCAGAGGAAUACGUGCGCCUGCUCUCCGAGAUUGAAGGCUGGGGAGAACACCUCGAAGGUGUCGAAGAGGAAGGAGAAGGCAAUUUCGAAGACGAGCUGGCCGUACACACAGAGAGUCAAGAACGGGAUACAAACCUCAAAGCCUCGACACUCGCACCCGAGCGAGGCACUGCUGGAGACGAAGGUCAGAAAAAGGAUAUGCCGGUACGGGAUAAGAAUGUGCGGUAG